AUGUCCUCCCCAGGCAUCGUCCUCAUCCUCGGCGCCGGCCCCCGCAUCGGCGCCGCCAUCGCAGAACGCUUCUCCUCCAUCGGCUACAAAGUCGCCCUCGCCUCCCGCACCGGGGGCAGCAAAGCAGCCAACAAAACCCCCUCCAACACCAACACCAACACCCUCUCCCUCACCGCCGACUUCUCCCAACCCUCCACCAUCCCCUCCAUCUUCACCACCAUCAAAGAAACCUUCUCCUCCCCUCCCAACGUCAUCAUCUACAACGCCGGCUCGCUCACGCCCCCAGCCGUGAAAGACGACCCCCUCUCCGUCCCCGCCGAGGACGUCCAGAAGGACUUUCUUGUCAAUGUCGUCACGCCGUAUGUUGCCGCGCACGAGGCUACGAAGGCGUGGGAGGAGUUGGGAGGGGAUGUGAAGAAGACCUUCAUCUAUACGGGGAACAUUACUAAUGUCGCUAUCGUUCCCAUGCCGAUGAUGGUCGACGUGGGUAUGGGCAAGGCCGCGGCGGCUUAUUGGAUUGGGAUGGCGGAUGCGGCGCAUAGGGGGAAGGGGUAUAGGUUCCACUAUGCGGAUGAACGGCACGCGGAUGGGCGUUUGAAGGGACAGGACGUGGACGGGGAGGCGCACGCGGAGUUUUAUGAACAGUUGGCGGCGCAUGAGGGCGAUGUGCCGUGGCAUGCGACUUUUGUUAAGGGGAAGGGCUACGUGAAGUUUUGA
Molecule: messenger RNA, 717 nt
Organism: Zasmidium cellare ATCC 36951
Lineage: Eukaryota; Fungi; Ascomycota; Dothideomycetes; Mycosphaerellales; Mycosphaerellaceae
Exons: 2
Coding region: 1-717 (238 amino acids)
Source: RefSeq, a predicted model, not a curated record